Messenger RNA from Anolis sagrei ordinatus, 2241 nucleotides. Lineage: Eukaryota; Metazoa; Chordata; Lepidosauria; Squamata; Anolidae. The record is from RefSeq and is a predicted model, not a curated record.
AUGGCGGCCGGCGUGGAGGAGAGGCCAAGCGGAGAGGGAGGCGGCGGCGUGGGGUGUUCCCGGCUCUGUCACUCUCUCUCCGCCUCACGAGAGGAGGAGGAGCAGGAGAGUAGGCCGCACGCGCGCUCACGCCACACGCACGCAGCCACGGGAGCGCGCACGUCCAGGCCGGCCGCUCCCUGCUUCCUUUCCCCUCUCAGCUCUAGUGCGCCUGCGCAGAGGGAGGCGGCGCCCGACGAAAAGGGGCGGAGCUUUGUGGCGUUCAAGCUUAGGCUAGUGCGCCUGCGCAGAGACAGGCUGCGCCCUGUGCGUGCGCAAGCCCGACGACGCACGUACGCACGCACGCCGGCCUGCCGCUCCCUUUCUGAGAGGGAAAAAGAGCAAGGCACGCACGCGCACGCACGAGAUAACUGGUGGGCCACAAAAGCAAGCAUGAAGGGCAGCCGCCAUCUUAGGCGCAAGUUGCAUCUUGCCGGACAUCUCCAAACCCACAAGUGUCAGCACUGUGGGAAAUGCUUUGCUCAGAAGGCAAACUUUGAGUGUCACCUGAGAGUCCACACAGGAGAGAAACCCUACAAAUGCCAGCACUGUGGGAAAGGCUUUGCUCAUAAGGGAGACCUUAAGUGUCACCUGAGAGUCCACACAGGAGAGAAGCCCUUCAAAUGCCAGCACUGUGGGAAAGGCUUUGCUCAGAAGGCAAACUUUGAGCGUCACCUGAGAGUCCACACAGGAGAGAAACCCUUCAAAUGCCAACACUGUGGGAAAGGCUUUGCUCAGAAGAGAGACCUUAAGUGUCACCUGAGAGUCCACACAGGACAGAAGCCCUUCAAAUGCCCGCACUGUGGGAAAGGCUUUGCUCAGAAGGCAAACUUUGAGCGUCACAUGAGAGCCCACACAGGAGAGAAACCCUUCAAAUGCCAGCACUGUGGGAAAGGCUUUGCUCAUAAGGGAGACCUUAAGUGUCACCUGAGAGUCCACACAGGAGAGAAGCCCUUCAAAUGCCAGCACUGUGGGAAAGGCUUUGCUCAGAAGGCAAACUUUGAGCGUCACCUGAGAGUCCACACAGGAGAGAAACCCUUCAAAUGCCAGCACUGUGGGAAAUGCUUUGCUUGGAAGCCAGACCUUGAGAUUCAUCUGAGAGUCCACACAGGAGAGAAACCCUACAAAUGCCAACACUGUGGGAAAGGCUUUGCUCAUAAGAGAGACCUUAAGUGUCACCUGAGAGUCCACACAGGAGAGAAACCCUACAAAUGCCAGCACUGUGGGAAAGGCUUUGCUCGUAAGGGACACCUUGAGUGUCACCUGAGAGUCCACACAGGAGAGAAACCCUACAAAUGCCAGCACUGUGGUAAAGGCUUUGCUCGUAAGGGAAACCUUAAGUGUCACCUGAGAGUCCACACAGGAGAGAAACCCUUCAAAUGCCAGCACUGUGGGAAAGGCUUUGCUCAUAAGGGAGACCUUAAGUGUCACCUGAGAGUCCACACAGGAGAGAAAGCCUAUGAAUGCCGGCACUGUGGGAAAUGCUUUGCUCAUAAGGGAGUCCUUGUGUGUCACCUGAGAGUCCACACAGGAGAGAAACCCUACAAAUGCCAGCACUGUGGGAAAGGCUUUGCUCAUAAGGGAUCCCUUGAGUGUCACCUGAGAGUCCACACAGGAGAGAAACCCUUCAAAUGCCAGCACUGUGGGAAAUGCUUUGCUUGGAAGGGACACCUGAAGUGUCACCUGAGAGUCCAUACAGGAGAGAAACCCUACAAAUGCCAGCACUGUGGGGAAGGCUUUGCUCGUAAGGGACACCUUGAGUGUCACCUGAGAGUCCACACAGGAGAGAAACCCUACAAAUGCCAGCACUGUGGUAAAGGCUUUGCUCGUAAGGGAAACCUUAAGUGUCACCUGAGAGUCCACACAGGAGAGAAACCCUUCAAAUGCCAGCACUGUGGGAAAGGCUUUGCUCAUAAGGGAGACCUUAAGUGUCACCUGAGAGUCCACACAGGAGAGAAAGCCUAUGAAUGCCGGCACUUGAGGACAUCCAUUUCCAGGUGGUCAGGCUUGGCUUCAAGUGCCUUCUUCCUCUUGGCGUACUCCUCCUUGCAACUACUUGGCAGAACACUGCACAGAAUGCGUGAAGGGCGCAUUUACAUGCGUGCUGAUGCUUGCGUGAGUCUUCAGAUGGAAAGAUGCUUCAAUGACGACGAAUGGGGAAAGCCAGCCUGCCUCCUAAUGUGGAACCCCGGCUCCACGUAG